Molecule: messenger RNA, 505 nt
Organism: Lactuca sativa (garden lettuce)
Lineage: Eukaryota; Viridiplantae; Streptophyta; Magnoliopsida; Asterales; Asteraceae
Product: peamaclein
Source: RefSeq, a predicted model, not a curated record
UUCUCUCACAUACAAUUUGUGAGUUCAUACACAAUUCACAAAGGAAAAAAGAUGAAGCCAAUUGUUGCAACUUUCGUGCUUGUGGCACUUGUACUCUUGAGCUCUUCUCUCAUUCAUACAACUAUGGCGGGUUCAAGUUUUUGCGACUCCAAGUGUGCGGUGAGGUGUUCAAAGGCAGGGCGAAAAAAUAGAUGCCUAAAGUAUUGCGGGAUAUGCUGUAAAUAUUGUCAUUGUGUGCCUUCAGGAACGUAUGGACACAAAGACGAGUGCCCUUGUUAUAGAGACAAAAGGAAUUCUAAAGGCAAACCAAAAUGUCCUUGAAUCUCAUUGUACUUUAUUGAAAAAUAUUUCAUGAGAUAUUUUUCAUAUAAUAGUUUAUCACUUAAUUAGGAUUAACGUUGUUAGAUAUGUUACAAUCUAUAUAUUAAGAUGUUUAAGAUAGAAACCAAAUCAAACUAAAGUUGUCUAUUUGAAAGUAUUGCGAUUACAAGGAUAGAGUUGCAUA